Molecule: messenger RNA, 3403 nt
Organism: Chelonoidis abingdonii (Abingdon island giant tortoise)
Lineage: Eukaryota; Metazoa; Chordata; Testudines; Testudinidae
Gene: LRRC31
Product: leucine rich repeat containing 31
Molecular function (GO): protein binding
Source: RefSeq, a predicted model, not a curated record
UUUGGAGUGUACUGAGAGUGAGUGAAGAGGUGGAGGAAACAAAGAGCUUUUUCUUCAGAUACUCAUGUAAUUUGAUCUAUAAACUGACUCAGCCCUUCUAAAAUCAGCUGUUUCCAACAAGCUGUGGGAGGUAGAAAGCUCAGUACCGAAGUCCAUGCAAUGACUUCCUCAUUUUUUUACUAUUAAUUUAUUCUAAAAAGAAAACUGACAAGACUAGUCAAAUGAAUUAUUCGUGGACCUGGUUACAAAAAGAGUGUUUGCUAAAUAUUUUGCGAGACCUAGUAGCUCAAAUUCAGCAGAACAAACAGCCCAACAAAUUGCAGUUGAUCAACUGGUUUGUAGCAAGCAGCUGAUUUCGAGUUUGCAAAGACAGAAACUCUCUGGUAGACAACAACAAUAAAAAUGAAACCACCCAGACAAAUCUGGCAUUUAAGGAAGAGAGAACUUCACUUCUAGAGAAUGGUACAUUUGUUUUCCAAGCCAUGAAAGUGCUUUAAAAGGUGCAAGGGAUCCUUUAUUCCAGAAAUGGAAAAGACAGAAGCAAACCAGAGUUCCCAGGAUAGAUGUGAAGAGGGCAUCUUGAAGAGGUCCCCAUUUCAGUUGAUUAUGAACCAAAUCCAAAGGAAGAAAUCCUUUGCGGAAAAGGGAAAACAUCAGUGCUCAUCAGGCACUAGAUUCUUCAGGGGCUUACAUACUGGGAAAUCUCACCGCGAAAGCAAAAGAGAAAGUGAAGGAGCAGAAAUCAGUAACUCUAGACCAGAUAAUCAGAAUGACGAGCAAGCUCCCCAUGUAGCAGACAAACCUCCACAUCUCAUUUCCAAAACAAACACAACAUCUGGUGUGUGGAGCGUUAAGCAGUUCAUGCAGAAACUGGGUAAGAAGCCCAGCAGCAAGAAUAUGGACCUAAAUAAUUGUGCCUUAGAUGGAACAGAUUUAUUGGAGCUGGUUGCUGUGUUACCUUUUCUACCAGAGCUGGAGGAGCUCAAUCUUUCCUGGAACGAUUUUGUGGGAGGGGUUCUGAAACCCCUUGCUCUUCGGCUCCAUCAUGUGAGCAAGUUAAAAAUCCUGCAACUAAACAACUGCAAGUUGACAGCUGAGGAUGUUACUUCUUUAGGAGAGGCACUUAAAACCAUUCCUCACCUUGAAGAACUGGAUUUAUCCUGGAAUAAUAACAUAGGUGGAAAACUAUCCCUCUUGACCAAAAGAUUCCAGACAGGCUGCAAGAUCAAAAUCCUAAAAUUUACAGAUUGCAAUCUAACAGCGAAAGAUGGAGAAUCUCUAGCUCAGGUUCUAAAUGUCAUCCAUGACCUUGAAGUAUUAGAUAUUUCUAUUAACAGAAACAUUGGCUGCAGUAUGAAGAGUAUUGCUCAGGAACUGAAAAAUGUGCCAGUGUUGAAAGAAUUAUAUUUGCACAUGUGUGGAUUAAAGCAAGAUGGCCUCCAGUAUUUAGACAGGGCUUUCCAGUACUUACCAGAGCUAAACAAAUUAGACCUAUCGUGCAAUAAAGACAUUGGUGGAGGGUUUAAGGACUCAGCAGCUCAUUUGGCCAGUUUUAAAGACCUAGAAGUCCUGGAUCUCCACCAGUUCUGUGUAACAGAAGAGGACAUGGUGGUUCUCACACAGGUGAUACCUUUACUCUCGAGUCUUCAGGAGCUGAAUUUAUCAUCCAAUAAAAAUAUUGGAGUGUCUUCCAACUACCUUUUUAGCAGGCUUAGAUUUUUACCAAAGUUGAAAUCUGUGAUCGUCAGCAGUUGCUCUUUAGGGGAAGAUUCUUUUGCGUCACUAGCUGAGACUGCCCUUCACCUCCCUGAACUGGAGAUAUUAGACCUUUCUUGGAAUAAAUGCGUUGGUGGGAACCUAAAGCUGCUUUUGGAAUCACUAAAGCUGGCAACGGAGAUUCGAAUGUUGAGACUGAGCAGCUGUAACUUGGUGGCUGAGGAUCUGACUCUUUUAGCAUUAGAGGUCCAAGCUGGUCAUCUAGCCAAAUUACAGAAGCUAGACCUGAGUUAUAAUGACAGUGUUUCUGACGAAGGAUGGGCCACUUUCUUUCAAGGCUUAACUGCACUCAAAGAACUUUCAGAGUUGGAUGUCAGUCUUCGGCCAUCAUCUUGCCGUGACUGUGGAAUAUGGUUCAGCAAGUUGUUAACAGAUAUGUCAAAGCUGCCUGCAUUCACAGAGAUGGGGAUGCAAAGGUGGGCCCUUCCGGAAUCACAGCAGAGACAACUGGAAAGCUUUAAUCAGGAUGCCAAAAGGAACGUUCACUUUGACUAUUGAUGCAGGGUUUGGGUUUGUGAAAAGACCUUUCCAAGUAGCACAUGCAUUAUGUAUCGUGUGAUUCUGACUCAGAAAAUAGCCUGUUUUUUACUAGUAAAUCUGUUUUCAUCAUGUCUCUUGAAAUAGUGCCCAACUACACAAUGUUAUUUGAUGUGUGAAAUACACAGAUAACUCCAUUUGAUCACAUAAACUCCAAAUGUCUGAGUAUGUAAGGAAGGUCGGUCUAUCUUAUAGACAUAUCUAACUGUUUUUAAUAAGCUACCUUUUAAAUGUGAGCCUCUUCUGCCUCAUUUGUGGUAAUGCCUUUAAGCAUAUUUGAUGAUAGAAAGGUUGGAGCAUGUUGGAACACUUAUUCAAAAUUCAGGACUGCACACAAUUCUGGCCCCUGUAUGCUAUGCCAAUGACAUAUGGGAGCUAUAAACGGACCGCAGCAGAUUGAAGGACAAUUCCCAUGGCAAUGCUGGGCUGCAGAGCAAGCCAUAGGCAUUCUGGGUACGACUGCAACAAAUCACAGGAUCCCUUGGGGCUCUUCCUGCUUAUGUGAGGGUCUGUUUCAGUCCCUGCAACAAUCUUUAUUGCCCUCUACCUAGACUACUCUGUGUUGCCUCUCUCAGUAGGUACAGCCAUGGAGUCUAGCCAUUAGCAUUAAGGAUCUGAUCCACUGCUCCUUGAAAGCAAUGGGAGUCUGUGAUGCAGUGUGCUCCUCACACCAGCCCUGAGAGAGUUGAAUUAGGACAGGUGGAUCCAAUCCAUCAAUUAAGCUCCAAAUGGGGGAGGUUUAGGUUGCUUGGGGGGUACUAAUUAGGAAGAAGCUCAACUGUGAGGGAAGAGGCAGGGCCUCUAUAAAGCCAGGAAGCUAGCAACAGAGAUGAGUUUGCAGAUCUUCUCCCUCACCCCAGGGAGAAGCAGCAUGGUAGGAAGGGGUCUAGAGAUGAGAACAAUAACGUGGAUGUAAACACAGACCUUAAUGGCUUGUUACAGGACCCUGAAUUGGAACCUAGAGUAGUGUGUGGGCUUGGGUUUCCCUACCAUCUACUGCAGAGUGGUACUGCUAGGAGCAGUGAAUGCGAAGAUUGCCUGAGUUACUGUGGGACAAGACACAGGUUUGAGGCCUGCCUGAUGUUGCUGA